AUGGCUGCUCCUCGGUUGAGAAUACGGCCAGGACUGGCCAUCUGCGAGCUCCUGCGGGCUUUGCUGGCUCCCGCGUGCAACCUUCGCUCAGAUGUGAUCAAAACAAACUCUUCCUUCCUCAUCCCCAAAGAUGGCGAGGUGAGGAAUGACCAGGAGACCCCUUCCUACACCGCAGGAUCUCUUAACUUGCCUUUCAGAAAGAAAUCACGGGGCACCUUACAGAGUCGUUGGUCACCCUUUAGGACUGACAGUCCCUCUUGCUUUUCAGAUUUCCCCAAAGAAUUGGAAUACAAGAGUGACCCUCACCGGAGAGGAUCUCUCUGCGACAGACACUGUGCUGCCAUUAACAACAUCCAUGGAGACCUAGGGGACAUGCACUCGGAGUCCCACCACCUAGCCCAUGGGAUCCUGAUGCCCAGGAUACUGCCAGUGCUUUCCAGCCCGGGCUGCUGCCCGCAUCACUCCGAGGAAGUGCAGACGUGUGACGGGUGCCUGCUGAAGAUGACGCUGACGGCGGAGAACGAGGUGGAAGCCCACAGACUCUCCAACAAUUACAAGUUUGGCUUUAAGAAAUGGAAGAGUCACGUCACAGCUCGGCCUUGGGAGGAUCGGUCAGAAAUUGUCAAAGAGCUCUACUCGGACUUGACUAUAAUCAAACGCCCCACCGGUUCUAUGCUGACAUGUGGCAACCUCUUCUACCUCCUCUUUUUUGGAUGGUGGCUCUCAUUGCUCUACGUCCUGGUCUCCCUUCUGAUGUUCCUCACCGUGCUGGGAACUCCAUAUGGAAAGCUGUGCUGGAAACUUGCUGGAUACUUUAUCUGGCCUUUCGGGAAAGUAAUUCAGAAGAUGAAAACGUACAGUCAAGAUUGCCAGAUGAAGUUCAGCAAGAACCACACCAUCACUGAGGUGAACGAGGUGAAGGAGACAACCCCCUUGCUCACCCGGCAGGACUCGAGCAAGACGGGCAGCUCGGCUCACUGGCGACGCAUCAGCACGUACAUCUGGCUCCUGACCGGCUUCCCCCUCCUGGCCCUGGCCCACGCCCUGGUUUGCUUCACCUGCUGGCUUCUCGUCUUCUUCAUCCCCAUUGCCAAAAUGAGCGCGUGCACCAUCACCACGGUGUUGCUCCUGCCACCGGAGUGCGUCCAUGUUCAGCGCCUGCGGAAGACUGAAGUACCCUUAGAUGCGGAGGUGGUUCUUUGCUGUUUCCGGGCCGUCAAUGCGUAUUACUAUAAAUACGCUGUAGAUGGGAUCAAUGUCUUCGCCGUCAAUCUCCUUCCGUUGGUCAUUGUGACUCUUGUUUUGGGCUAUGCCGAUAAACACAACUACUACACCAGCUCUGUGACGAAGUUCACCCUGGCUUUACUCUCCAUCAUGCCUCUGUCCUACUACAUUGGCAUGGCCAUUGCCAGUAUCUCAGCACAAAGCAACUUUGCGGUGGGGGCUGUGGUGAAUGCCACGUUUGGCUCCAUCACGGAGCUCACGUUCUACAUCACUGCGCUCAUCAAGGGGGCUCACGAGAAGAACAAGUGCUACGAGGAAAUUGUCAAGUCUGCUCUGACCGGGACUCUCUUGGGCUGCGUCCUUUUCGUCCCGGGACUCUGCAUGGUGAUUGGCGGCAUCCGACAUCAAGAACAAAGAUUCAACAGCCGAUCGGCCGGAGUCAGCUCUGCCCUUCUGUUUUUGUCUGUGGGAGGUGUCUUUGCUCCAACUCUCUUCUCCAAAGUCUAUGGAAGACUGAUCUGUGGGGAAUGCCAGAAUUUUACCCAUGAGCUGCCUGGGCACUACGUCUGCCAGAACUGUCACUUCGAUUUGAUGGAGAACAAUGGGACUCUCUACUACAGCCAUAUUGAACCCCUGGUGUACACGGUGUCAUUGCUGCUCCCAGCGGCGUAUCUCAUCGGGCUCAUCUUCACCUUGAAGACGCACUCCCACAUCUACGACAUCCACAUCAGCGGCUGCCACAUGCCCGGUCACCAUCACAGUGCAGUGGUCCACUGGUCCCGCUGGAGAGCCAUGGUCAUUCUUCUGGUGGCCACCCUUGGUAUGUCUGCCUGUGCCGAUCUCGCCACCGAGCAUAUCAGCCCCAUUCUGAACAACUCCCCGGUCUCUCAGUACUUCAUUGGCGUGACUGUGCUGGCCAUGGUGCCGGAAAUCCCGGAGCUGAUCAACGGAAUCCAGUUUGCCUUGCAGAACAAUCUCAGCCUCAGCAUUGAGAUUGGGAACUGCAUUGCCGUCCAGGUCUGCAUGCUGCAAAUACCCAUCCUGGUGCUUUUCACCGUGUUUUACCCAACAGACUUCAUCCUGGUCUUCAGUGACCUCCACGUCUACGCUAGCAUGUUCAGUGUGGUCCUCAUGAAUUACAUCUUUAUGGACGGCAAGUGUGACUACUUCCAAGGCACUGUGCUGGUGAUGGUCUAUUUUAUCCUCCUGGCUGUUUAUUAUUUUGCUCCUUCUCCUGCCGGCUGCUGAACUCUCACUCCGCUGGGCUCCAUAUUCCUGCCUCCUGGAAAGGCAGUAGCUUCCCCCGAGGGCUUCUUUCCAAGAAACGACUGUCUCGUAGGGAAGUGCUCAAGACAGACUUUAUCUUCCUUUCAUAUUUAUGUCCCAAGGCAGCCAUUGACACUUCCAGCUAAUGGGCCUCUCGGUGUCCUUGCAGCAUAAAGCCCUACAGAGAUUGGGGUGGGAGCUGCAGAAGGUGGUGGCCAACUCUUGAUGACCAGCGAAGGAAGUUUUGGGGCGGAAGAGGUUGUGCUGAAGAUGACUCCUAUGGACGAAAGAACGCUGGCAAUUUUUAAGACUGGGUAGGGACAUGCUCUGUUUCAUCUCCUCCUCGCAGCUACCUCAUGCUUUUGCCGCGCAGCUCCUGCUGCAGACAAACACGCCUCCGAGUCGAGCUGCCACUGAUCUUGAGAUGGAGCACAAAAUAAAGGAAGCCAAUUUUGAACAUAUUCUUCAUGGUGCACUGGUGAAGAUGUAUUUUGUUUCAGUACCCAUCAUGGGAGAAUAUUGGCUCCUAAGAGGCAGCUGUGGAACUGGCAUCUCCUGCCCACCCCCCACCCCCCGGCUUGUAAACCAGCUUCUGUUAGAGGCAGAAAAAAGGACUCCCAUGGGCGGGCCAGCCAGCCAGGUUUAUGGCUCUUUGGCUCCUCUUGCCAGGUGUGCUUGAAGGAUAAUCUGUGGAUUGGAGAGAUCCUACAUAUGUUGCCCAGAACCACAGUACCUCUUCUGCCCUUAAAGAGAAAAGCGAACCAAAGCCCUCAAGCAUGUUGGGGAACUCAUGCUGCAGGCUGCAUUUCCCAGCCUUCUAAGUCACUAAGGCUAAUGGCGUAUUUGCUUGGGACACACUCCUCGAAGCUUAAAUUGGCUGGAGAUUCUGGGUGCCGAGGAUGUGACAGGCCUCGUGAGGAGCAAGAAAUUUGACACAGCAAGUCAAAUUUACGAAGCCCAAAGGCAGAGGUGGACUGAGUAGAACCUGUUCCUUUUACACUCCCCUGGAUCUGACAUGAGGCUUUGAUGGUACUCUGGAAGCACAAGAGCUCAGCUUUCUCCAGUCUGAGACUACAGUUCCCAUCAGACUAGAAGCCCUGGGAGUCAUAGUUCCCGUGUACCUGGUACGAGAAGGCCAGGUUAAAUUAUUGUGGCUGUAAAUGAUUCUUCUAUUAACCUCUGUUUUAUUCAACAUCAGUUAUGGAUGUGAUAGUAACUACUUGACACAGAAGGAGAGGUGGAGACAUAGGAAUUGCAUUUUACAACAUUUGUUUUAGCCAGCGUUUCUUUCCCGCAAAGGCAGUGGCAUCUCCGUUAUUAGUUGAUUGAGCGUCCUGUCAGAGGGUCCCUGCCAGUACAUUUAACCUUGAAAGCGGUGGGCCGAAUAUUUCCCAGAUCACCUGCUUUCCAAAGCUUUUGCUUGUUUCGAGAAGGGCAUCCGCUGAAUGUUCCUUGCCUUUUCCCUCUUCCAUGUUUCCAAAGUUGCAGAUUUACUUAUUUCAAAGCCAGCCGCUUUCUUGCUGUGUCUGCAGUGAGGGCACAUUAUCAUGCAUUUGGAGUAGGCCUUUGUGCAGAAUCCUGGACCAACAGCGAGAAAAGAAGGGCGGGCAUCCAGUUCUUCUGUGAAACCGCUGUUGGUUGAGACUGCAGAGCAUUGAUACUUAUUCUACAGUGUUCAUGGAAAACAAAUUCACAAUGGUGUAAGGGAUUCACAGAACUCAAAAAAAACACAGUAAGGCAGAACAGUGAAUUAUGCAGUUAUAAUAAAACAAUACAGUAGAUGGCUGGUCCACGGUUCAAGAUAAAACCAACCCAAACGAUAAGGGCUUAAAAGAAGGCGAGGGAAAGGCAUCACUUGCCUAUUCAGUCAAGUGCCAAGAAGACAGAUAACAAAUGACAUUUAAAUGAGAGACAGGGAGCAGUUGAUAUUCUGAACUAGUUCCCAGGCAGUACGGUUGCGGUAGCUCUUAAUUCACCCGUACUGGGAGUUGGCCUUUGGGCCAGUUGGAAUAAGGAUGGCGUUAUGGGGAGAGAGGGUGGGGUGAAGAACUGGAAUCAGAGGGGCAGUAUACAAAACACACCCAAAGCCUCUCUGUUCAGUUACUACAGAAUGAACUAAGAGUGGCUUGAGGACAGCUGUAUGCAAAAUUAAGCAGUUCUUCCCCAAGUGCUGGUUGCCAUUCCCUGUGGUAGCAAGGCCCCGGCACACCUGGCGGGGGGAGAAACCUUUCAACUUUUGACAAAGCCUCUUCUGCCUUCCUUGGGCUUUGCUCCAACUCUUGCGGUUUCAAAGGGAAUCCCACCCGAGGCCAUCACAUCAGACUCCACAACUGCUCUGGCCUGUUCAAACUCACGGACCUCCUGGCCUAAGUCAAAAUCGCUGACUGGUGAGCCAGAUAGGCAGAUCAGCAGAAAUUAAGCCUCUGACUAGGACUCCGCUACAUAAAUGGAGCUGGCCCAUUUGGGGCCACAGAAAUGAAAUUUAUCUACAUCCUUAAUUUAUCUUACAGCCUGUUGCAAGGAGGAUAUGCUGGUUGCUUCCUUCUGGGAUGAGCUGCACAAAGUCUCCCUGCCUCCUACAUGGCCCAAGUCUUUGCCGAGGCGGGGGCGGGGGGCUGUAUCAGUUGACUUUAUUUUUUCCACAAAGUCCAAUUUAUUACACAGUCUCAAAAAGUUUAUGCUAUAAUAAAAGUGUUUAUCUUUAAAGUACUGCAAUGUGCCUUUUAAAAAAAAAAAACAAUUCUGUCAUUUUGUCAGCAGAAGGAACCCUGGCUACUGGAAAAAAAAAAAAAUCACUGUUUCACAAGUUUGUUUCUGUCACUUUUAGGAAAAAAGAGGGGAAGCUGUGGAAAAAGAAAGCCAGCCUCGCUCUAAUCAUUCAUCCUAAAAAGGAAGAGCUGCAAAAAAUGAACCAACCCCCCCCCCUUUUCUACAAGUCAAAAUCACUGAAAGGGCUUUCAACCUGCGAGGGAAAAAGGCAGUUCGUGCAUCUUUUCAAUAGAAGGAGGGAAAUCCCUCCUUGGAUGUGGCUGCCACCUGACUUCCUCUCCUGCUCCCAAAUGGGGUCUGUUUCAACCUCUGCUUCCCCCACCCACAGCCAGCUAUCUUUCCCCCCAUUUUACAGUCUUGGGGCUUGAGGGCUUCUUCCAGCAGUAAAGGGAUUAUAUAGACAAAAGGUACUUCCCACAACCACAAAGUUCUUUAUGCUUUUAAAGGAGACAACAAAGGCAGAAGAACAAUGACUCUCUAAAUCUGGUAAGUCAGUGCCAACUGGAAUAACUCCCCCGCCCCGCAAGUUUCUUUCAGGAACAGCAAGGAAGAGAUGCAGACAUGCAAACAGAACCUCUGCAAGGCCAAUGCACGGUGCUGAGGGCUUCCUUCAGCCAUGACAGGCUGGAGGACACGGAGGCAGGGUACCUCUUUUCCAUCUUCCCCCUGCGUAUGUUUAGAGCAAACAAUUCUCUGCUAAUAGGCCAAUGGAUUUAAACUUGUCAACAAACUGGGGUUGCGAGUCAGGAUCAAGAGCUGCCUUUGCAUAUCGAGGGCAAGGGACAGGUCUGCCGGAUCACGGUCCAUGCGGUGCUUGACCCUGCUCAGAGCCAAGCCACGUACUGGGAGCACCGAGCGCCCCUUCCCCCACGCUCGCUGGUUGCAGAAAGAGUUGCAGCGCUCCAGUCUCAAAGACAACAGUGAACAACGACCAUCAGCAGGCUUCCAAGCACAUUAAAAGAAACAAAAUC
Molecule: messenger RNA, 6230 nt
Organism: Python bivittatus (Burmese python)
Lineage: Eukaryota; Metazoa; Chordata; Lepidosauria; Squamata; Pythonidae
Source: RefSeq, a predicted model, not a curated record